Fusarium graminearum PH-1 is the source of this 985-nucleotide messenger RNA. RefSeq lists its product as uncharacterized. Gene Ontology annotation, cellular component: mitochondrial outer membrane translocase complex; mitochondrial outer membrane. The record is from RefSeq and is a predicted model, not a curated record. Lineage: Eukaryota; Fungi; Ascomycota; Sordariomycetes; Hypocreales; Nectriaceae. Gene Ontology annotation, biological process: tRNA import into mitochondrion; protein import into mitochondrial matrix; protein targeting. The transcript is spliced from 4 exons. Gene Ontology annotation, molecular function: transmembrane protein transporter activity. Bases 176 to 700 code for a protein of 174 amino acids.
CAGUGAACUCAUCUAAUUGACGACGUAAUAUUCUCCGUCACUCGGUCUCCGACAUCGCCAAAUAACCUCUCGAGUUCCGAGUUUGCCCAUUGUCAUAGUGCUGUGGGAGUGUCUUUGAACUUCUGUUGACUGCACUCCAAUCUUCCCACCUCCGCAUCACUAUCCCGCCUCAAAAAUGGUUCAGACUUCAGCUUUGGUGACGGCAUCCGUCGCUACUGCCGCCGCCGCCAUUCUCGGUUAUGUCGCCUACUUUGACUACCAACGUCGAAACCAGGCCGAGUUCCGCCGAAACUUGAGGAGGAACGAGCGCAAGCAGGCCCGCGCCGCGAAGGAGGAGGCCGAGGCUUCUACCCAGCAACAACGCCAGAGCAUCCGCUCUAGGGUUCAGGAGGCAAACGAGGAGGGUUUCCCCUCUGGUGUCGAGGAGCGGGAAGCUUUCUUCAAUGAGCAGGUUAUGGCUGGAGAGAUGCUCAGCCAAGAUCCUUCCAAGGCUCUUGAGUCUGCUCUGGCCUUCUACAAGGGUCUCAAGGUCUAUCCUGCUCCCAGCGACUUGAUCCGGAUUUACGAUAGCACUGUCCCCAAGCCUAUAUUAGACAUCCUCGCUGAGAUGAUCGCAUUCGACUCAUCUCUUGAUGUCCGAGGCCCCGCCUCUCCUGCCGGCAUCAACCUUUCCGACAUUCCCAACGUUGGUCUUGAUUAAAGAGGUAUAAGACCUAUCCGAAUUUCCUCUCCGCUCUUGGCACAUAUAUACCCGGACGUUGGAAAUGGUUGAAAUAAUACCCUCCCUAAAACUUGUACCAUGGAAAGCUUGCACAGUGUCAAAGCUUUUCCGAAGAAGAAAUGUCUAAUGGAGACCUGAUGGCCUUCAAUGUACCAUAGUUUCGCUCUUUCCAUUUCCAUAGAGCUUUGUGUAAACAUAUGUACGUUGAAACGAAUGAGUUUAGGAACGACAAUUGCUGGCAGCGAUUCAGCAAAACAUCAUGAA